GGUCACGUCACCAUCUCACUGCAGCCUAGACUCCAGCGCUUAUUACGGAAAAAAGGGAACCAAGUCGAGUCCUGAGCUUUAAGUACUUCUUACACUCUAUAUGACGACACCUCCUAAGCCAUAGGUGUACCUCAAAAUGGCCUCGGAAACGUCGCUAGUGGCUAAACUAGACGCCUUGGUCGCUGACGUCUUGGCUGACUGGAACAUAUACACGACUCUUAUUGCAGGGACUAUUGUCGCCUUCCUUAUCUUUUCCUUCGUCACAUCCAAGGAACCGGAUAUCCACCCCUUUCUGCUGGCCCGCCAGUCAACCGCCUUCCCUGUACGCCAUCCUGGUCAAUCUGCUGCCUACCGGAGUCUAGAGACUCCUCACGGUUUCCCCCUUCGAUCCGGAUUGAACGUCAAAGAUCCGGGAGCACCGAAAUGGACUUCUGGAAGAAAAGGUGACCUGCGCGACGUCUGGAAAGCUGCCAUUCGUGGAGCCGCCGAAGAUGGCAAGGUAUCUGGCAAACAGGGAAAGAUCUAUACUGUGCUUGGAAGGAGGGCGGUAGAGCAUUCGUUGGAACAAGUGACACAAGAGAUCAAUGUUAUCGGAUCUCGCCUGCAGUCCUCUAAGGCUACAACAGUUGCCGUCUGUCUUACAGACUCGGUUGAACUUUUAGCAACGAUCUUUGCUGGUGCUUUCUAUGGUUUCAAGACCAUUCUCAUUCCCCACAAUCUCGAUCCCAAUGAUCUGUCUACCCUCUUGCAAAAAUCUCAGGCAGAUGUUCUCAUUGCGGAAGCAGGCGCUCUCGAUUUGUCUUUGGUGGCUGAGAGUAACAAGCAGCUCUCCCAGGUCAUUUGGGUUGCAAAGCUUGGCAGCAGGCAUAUGGACUGGAAUGAUGUGCCCGGUGACGUUAAAGGCACUCUAGAUGUCGCUGUUUGGCAUGAAGUGGUAGAAGAAAAGAAGGAUUUGGCUGGACUAGAUGUCCCCAGCUGGGAGCCAACCAGCCCAACACCUUCCGUCACUACUGUUUGGCCAUCCGCCACACAAGUGGGCGAGUUCAUCGAGUAUCAACCCGAGAACUUGAUCUCCGCGAUUGCUGGCUUGACUUAUUCCUUGCCCCGUAAUCAGCGGGUUGGCCCGAGCGACCUGGUGCUUUCAAUUGACUCUCUUUCUCGGUCAUACCCAUUGUGUCAGAUAAUGGCCGCUCUUUACUCAAAUGCCUCCGUUGCCCUUAAUUCUGUUGCCGGGGAAGGUGUCGACUUCGCUUUGGCUACCAUUGGAGUGUCUCCCACCGUAGUCAUUGCUUCAUCUCGCACAAUGUCCGACUACCAUGACAGAUUCAUGGAGCCACACUCCGGGUUCAUUUCUUCCCUUGCUCGUUGGUUUGAUGUGAGAAAAUUGGAUGCUGGAGUCAAACCGUCCCAUGGCAUGUUUAGUCAGGUUGCCAAUAUUGGACCUACUGCCGAACUCUCGCUCGACAAGCUUCGCCUUUUAUGUAUAUCGCACCGCGUUGAUGCCGACCCUCAAGUUCGCCUGAGCUAUGCACAAUUGACAGAUCUGAGGAUUUUCACCGGAGCUCGUGUUGUGUAUGCCCUGACUGGGCCAGGUGUAGCAGGCGCUGUCUCCCAGACCAACAUCUUCGACUAUAGGCGUGACAAGGGACAGAGUCAUCUUGGAGCGCCUUUAAGUAGCGUUGAAAUUGUUCUCACCGAUGUCUCCGAGGACAAGGAAAAUGAGGGACAGAUUACCGUUUCUGGCCCUGCCGUUGUCUCUGGCAAAGCUACACUCUCGGGUCAAGGCCGGAUUCGUGACGAUAACACCUUGGAGUUGUGCUAGGUUACAUAUUUCAUCUACUCGCUUUCAGCGUUGACACCGCGACUUCAUGACCUUUAUUGCAUACUGACUUCAGUUUUGUCUUUCGAACGGUGUAUUAGAUUGCCUCUACCCAUGCAAAUGCUGCUAAAGUAUCA
Messenger RNA from Aspergillus alliaceus, 1956 nucleotides. RefSeq lists its product as uncharacterized. NCBI's taxonomy places the organism in Eukaryota, Fungi, Ascomycota, Eurotiomycetes, Eurotiales, Aspergillaceae. Bases 137 to 1822 code for a protein of 561 amino acids. Gene Ontology annotation, cellular component: membrane; endoplasmic reticulum. The transcript is spliced from 4 exons. Gene Ontology annotation, molecular function: long-chain fatty acid-CoA ligase activity. The record is from RefSeq and is a predicted model, not a curated record.